This is a messenger RNA of Photinus pyralis (common eastern firefly), 1000 nucleotides long. RefSeq names its product alpha-tocopherol transfer protein-like. Gene Ontology annotation, cellular component: membrane. Lineage: Eukaryota; Metazoa; Arthropoda; Insecta; Coleoptera; Lampyridae. The coding region runs from base 96 to 929 and encodes 277 amino acids. Gene Ontology annotation, molecular function: phosphatidylinositol bisphosphate binding. The record is from RefSeq and is a predicted model, not a curated record. The transcript has 5 exons.
UAUACUUCCAAAAACUACAGCUGUAUAGCAAGAAGAAGCGAGUGGAAAAUGUUAGCAACUGCAGUACAAAUGUGAAAAGAUCAAUUUCUAAUAACAUGGCGACUCAAUUUGGUUUUUCUGUACGUGAAUUAUUUAAAUUAAAUCGUGUUAGUGAAGAAGGCAUUGACGCUAUCAAAACAUGGCAAAGUGGAACAAAAGACCCCAAGCUGUCUGAUCAGCAGAUAGCACUAUUUUUAAUCGCUUGCAAUGGAAACCACGAAUUCGCAAUGAAGACGAUCCAAGCUUAUAUUAAAGUGAAGACUGGCACCCCUAAGCUGUUCAAAGGGUGGAAUAUCAGCAACGAAAAUUUACAGAAGAUUUUAUCGGUCGUAAACAUGGCCGUGCUGCCUAAGCGGUAUUCAAAUUCCGCAAUUAUCACUACACACUUUAAGGAUACAGACCCCAUGAAUUUCGAUUUUAAUAGUUUCUGUCAGUUGUGUUGUAUGACGGUUGAAGGUAUACUUAUCGACGAUCACCCACCGGAUGACGUAAUACUGAUAAUAGACUUAAAGGGGGUAACAGCCAUUCAUCUAAUGGGAAUCGAAAUGAAGCUACUCGGUGCUUUUUUGGAAUACGGACAGGAUUGCAUGCCCUUGCGAAUCCAAACCAUACACGUAUUAAAUGCCAAUUACCUUACGUAUGCUGGUUACAAGAUGUUUCAGUUGUUUGCUACUUCGGAUGAACCGUCAAAGGUGCAGUUUUAUCAAGAUGGAGAGAGUUUGGACAAGUUCCACGAGGCACACGUGCCAAAAAAAUACUUACCGCGAGAUUACGGCGGAGAUUUAGAGUCUUCGGGCGAAUAUCACGAACAAAACGUUCAAAAAUUGUCACGAAUGCAGUAUCACCUUGACGCUCUUGACCAACAAUUUUUUCCAUCAGGCACGUAUUAGCGUAAUUGUGAUUCUAUUUUUACUGUACGGUCAUUACCGUUCGUUUUUCAAAUAAACCAUUGAAAACUGUU